Messenger RNA from Electrophorus electricus (electric eel), 744 nucleotides. RefSeq lists its product as uncharacterized. NCBI's taxonomy places the organism in Eukaryota, Metazoa, Chordata, Actinopteri, Gymnotiformes, Gymnotidae. The record is from RefSeq and is a predicted model, not a curated record.
CGUCCUCCUAGCCAAACACGCCAUGGCAGGACGCUGGAAAACCCAAACCCGAGUGUGUUCAGCGCCCCACGCUCCGCGCCAAACCGGGUCUGCCUGCACCAAAGGCUUCGGAUCUGCACGCCCAGCUUUGGAAAACUAUGCGCCAGCGCCCGCUGAAACGACACUUCUGCACCGGUGGCGUUUUUACUCCCCGAACUGCCUGAUCCGAACAAAGGUCCCGCGCCACCAACGCCACGGCUGGGACCGCGGGCGUGCGCACGCCUCGGGCACGCGCGCCAAGCAGGGUGGUGUCUUCAGGACAGAGGAGCUGUGCGACGUCUUCAGGACAGAGGAGCUGUGCGACGUCUUCAGGACAGAGGGGCCGUACGGCGUCUUCAGGACAGAGGGGCUGUGCGACGUCUUCAGGACAGGGGAGCUGUGCGGCGUCUUCAGGACAGGGGAGCUGUGCGGCGUCUUCAGGACAGAGGGGCUGUGCGACGUCUUCAGGACAGAGGAGCUGUGCGGCGUCUUCAGGACAGAGGAGCUGUGGUCUGGUUCUGCCCUGCCAGCACUCUGCAGCCUUGGUGCAGGAGCUGAGGUGACGAGCACAGCAGAGCAAGUUGGUGGCAAUGGUCAGAGAUCAGAGAAAAAAAUGACUGGAUCAGGAGGAAACGCUGCCAUUACAGAGCAGGUUAAAUGCCAGAGGAGGGGCACAAAUCUGAAUAAAGCAUCAUCCCAAAUGUUACUCCAGCAACAAGGCUGAAA